Gambusia affinis (western mosquitofish) is the source of this 1694-nucleotide messenger RNA. Its product is annotated as GTPase IMAP family member 9-like. The transcript has 2 exons. The record is from RefSeq and is a predicted model, not a curated record. The coding region runs from base 46 to 882 and encodes 278 amino acids. Gene Ontology annotation, molecular function: GTP binding. Lineage: Eukaryota; Metazoa; Chordata; Actinopteri; Cyprinodontiformes; Poeciliidae.
AGCACACAUCAUCACAGAUCAACUUCCUGCAAGAAGACAGUGAAAAUGGCUGCUGUUGAAAUGGAUCCAGACUUCAGGAUUGUUCUUGUUGGGAAAACUGGAGUUGGGAAAAGUGCAGUUGGAAACACCAUUUUGGGAAAGAAAGUUUUUGAGUCUAAAGUCUCUCUUUCCUCUGUGACACAGGAAUGUGAUAAGAAAACUGAUAGUUUUGCUGGUCAAAAUCUGGCUGUUAUUGAUACUCCAGGUCUGUUUGAUACAGAUAAGAGUAAUGAAGAUGUUGUGAAAGAAAUCGCUAGAUGCAUCAGCAUGGCGGCUCCUGGUCCUCAUGUCUUCCUGAUUGUUCUCCAACCGACCAGAUUCACAGCAGAAGAAAAACAAACAGUGGAAAUAAUCCAGAAAUUGUUUGGAGAAAAAGCUGCCAGAUACACCAUGAUCCUGUUUACCCAUGGAGACGUGCUGAAAAAGGGAAACAUUAAAAUAGAAAAACUGUUAGAAAAAUUCCAACCUCUAAAACACAUCAUCAGUCAGUGCUCCAUCCUGGAGAAAUUUGAAGAAAAAUAUCAUGUUUUUGACAAUGAAGUUGAGGAUUCUGUUCAAGUUGGUGGACUGGUGAAGAAGAUCAACAGAAUGGUUCAGAGAAAUGGAGGAAGUUUCUACAACAAUGAAAUGUUUGAAGAGGCAGAAAGAGCCAACCAAGAAGAAAUGAAUCGACUCCUCAGAGAAAAUCCAGAUAUGAAUCCUAAGGAUGCAAGAAGACAGGCAGAGAGAGACAACUCAUAUAUCCGUGCUGUCCUGGGGGGUGCUGCUGCUGGAGCUGCUGCAGGAGGUGUGAUUGGAACUGUAGUAGCAAUGAAAAAGAACGGAGUAUGUGUUAUACAGUGAUGAAACGUUUUAUACUUUGGCCACAACUUAUUAAACCCUGAUUUUCAUGAAUAACAAAAUAUGUAUCAGUAAUAAAAUAUUUGAUCAUGUAAUUAAGUAUUUAAUAAAUAUUUCAGCCUCUGUGGCUGAGAUGAGGAAGGAAAAACCUUUUUGUCUUUAUUACCAAGUUCUUUGAUUCCUGUUUAUUUCAGUCGCAUGUAAAACUGUCAACAGUCUGAACAAUAUAGUGAAUAAAUGUAAAUAUAACUUGUAGUGUAAAGAACCUGUGAGCCAUCAAUGAGGGUAGAAACAAAUGGAGUUACUUUAGCAAUACAUUAUCUUAAGCUGCUGAUUUAUUCUGAUUUCUCUUAAAGUUAAUAUUUAUUGCUUAUCUGGUGAUUAAUAAUAACAAUCAUCACCUGCUGGUUUAAUUGGUCCCCAAUUCCAUAAAUAACAUAUAUUGUGAUUAUAAAGUGAAACUAUUUUAGUCCUAUUUUCAACAAUAUACCUUAGGUAAUGAAAACUAUUUGGAUAUUAAUUAAAUUAUGGAAAACUCUGUUUCUCUAUUAAAUCUGUGAGAACUGCACUCUAUUUUAUAAAUAAAAUUAACAAAGAUAUCAGGUCAAAUUUUAAACAAACCUAUUUGCCCCUCAUUUGAUUGUAAAGGUUUAAAUCACAUAAUACCACAAUAUUAUCAAUGCCGAUAUGAAGAUCGAUCCAUCCAUCCAUCCAUCAAAUUUUAUUUGUAUAGCACAUUUCAGCAACAAGGCAUUUCAAAGUGCUUUACAUCAAAUCAAACACAAAAACACAGAAGAACUGAGAGUUCUGGAAGG